Molecule: messenger RNA, 762 nt
Organism: Empidonax traillii (willow flycatcher)
Lineage: Eukaryota; Metazoa; Chordata; Aves; Passeriformes; Tyrannidae
Product: probable serine/threonine-protein kinase samkC
Exons: 4
Coding region: 247-762 (171 amino acids)
Source: RefSeq, a predicted model, not a curated record
CCAAGAACUGGGAGCAGGCCCAGGGAAGGGGCCGUGGAGGGGGAUCGGCCCUGCCGAGCUCCGGCAUCUCCGCAUCCCCUCCAGGUCCGGGCGAGCUCCUCCCGGCUGCGGGCCAAGGACAACACCGGCAACCCGAGCCCUUCCCACCGAACGGGGGGCCCGCGUCUACCCUGGGGCCGGGGCCGGGGGGCCCCGAGGCGAGGGCCGAUCCCGGGAAGGGGGAGAAUUCCCCGCUCCGCCGCUCUGAUGGCGCUGCUGUUGGGAGCGGUGCUGCUGGCGGCGGGAGCCUCGAUCCCACCGGGAAUGCCGGCCCCGCGCGACCUGGCCCGCUCCGUGCUGGAGACCCACGGGCAGGACCUGCGGCUGCUCAAGCUGCUGGGAGUCGCCAGGACGAGCUUCGACUGGGGAACCCACUUCAGCAUCAACUUCACGGCGCGGCAGCCGCCCUGCCCCAAACCCUCCCCGGACCCGCGGGGCUGCCGGGGCCGCCCGGGCAGGGUGCAGCGGUGCUCGGCCCAGGUGUCCGUGUUCACCUUCCUGCCCGACGUGCCGCUGUCGAUGGUGGAAUGUGGCCAGGAGCCGCAGCCCGGUGGCAGCGCCCAAUCCCGCUCCCCUGGCACCCCAAAAACCUCCGGCGCCAACCCAGGUCACUCAUCCUCCUCCUCCUCCUCCUCCUCGCGGCCCCCCCCGCGGCCUCGCCCCCCCAGCGCGUCCCCCCGGGGACCCUCCCGCCGCCCCCCGGCCCCAGCGGAGCUGGAAUAA